AUAAUCGAUCAUCUGUUCGGAAUCAUUGACCUGCAGAUAUUUUAGAGUUUAUCAUUUUUAAAAGACCUAAAAAUGUUACGUUUCAAUUUAAUCGUGGCAGUUAGCGAGAAUUUCGGCAUAGGCUUCAAGGGCGACCUGCCAUGGCGCCUAAAAUCGGAGCUGAAGUACUUCAGCCGCACUACCAAGCGCACGAGCGAUCCGGCCAAGCGCAAUGCUGUUGUGAUGGGCAGGAAAACAUACUUCGGAGUGCCGGAGAGCAAGCGACCUCUGCCCGAUCGCCUGAACAUAGUUUUGAGCACCACACUCCGGCAGGAGGAACUGCCCGAGGGGGUGCUCCUCUGUCCCAGUCUCGAUGCAGCUUUGAAGCUUCUCGAAGAUAAGAGUGAUGUGGAGAACAUUUGGAUCGUGGGGGGCAGUGGUGUGUACGAGGAGGCUAUGGCCUCGUCAAGAUGCCACCGGCUGUACAUCACCAAAAUCCAGCAGGAGUUCGAGUGCGACACCUUCUUUCCCGCAAUCCCCGACAGCUUUCAAGAGGUGGCUCCCGAUUCCGACACGCCACUGGGCGUGCAGGAGGAGAAUGGCAUCAAAUACGAGUACAAGGUCUUAGAGAAACAGUCAAAAUAAAGAAAUCCACUUAUUUA
Messenger RNA from Drosophila biarmipes, 641 nucleotides. It is a transcript of the gene Dhfr, whose product is annotated as dihydrofolate reductase. Lineage: Eukaryota; Metazoa; Arthropoda; Insecta; Diptera; Drosophilidae. Gene Ontology annotation, biological process: folic acid metabolic process; glycine biosynthetic process; tetrahydrofolate biosynthetic process. The record is from RefSeq and is a predicted model, not a curated record. The transcript has 2 exons. Gene Ontology annotation, cellular component: mitochondrion. Gene Ontology annotation, molecular function: NADP binding; dihydrofolate reductase activity. Bases 73 to 624 code for a protein of 183 amino acids.